Messenger RNA from Kluyveromyces marxianus DMKU3-1042, 2454 nucleotides. It is a transcript of the gene BNI4, whose product is annotated as Bni4p. The record is from RefSeq and is a predicted model, not a curated record. Bases 1 to 2454 code for a protein of 817 amino acids. NCBI's taxonomy places the organism in Eukaryota, Fungi, Ascomycota, Saccharomycetes, Saccharomycetales, Saccharomycetaceae. The transcript has a single exon.
AUGGAAAACGAAGUUGAUGUUAACGUAUCCAGCUCCGAAGGGCAUACAUUUUCGGAAAUCUCCCUAUCGCAUGACAAUGUAAAUACAAUUUCAAAACCCUCACACUAUCUACAGAGCGAUAAUUCUGCCUCGAUCUCAGAGCCAUUUGAACAAAAGACAAGACUAAUUCAGAUGACUUCAUCACCAUCUCUGAGUGCUUUGGCAGGUAUUUUGAAUGAAAAAACUAAACAUGCCGAUAUGAUGAUACGGAAAUUAUCCACCAAUUUAGUGGAAGAACCAAUACAAGAAGAUGAGCAAGACUCUUCUGAAAUUCAUACAGAGACAGAUGAUAAAUAUAUCUCAGACUUAGGAUCUCCAAACCUAAUAGACUUAGCUGAUAAUGAUGAAGCUGUCGUUUUUAAACAUCCUAUACCUUUACAGGAAUCUCUGGAGCAACCGGACUUUUUAUCGACACCGAGAGUUAGACAGGGAUCCACAAACAAUAGCACCGAAACCACUCCCAUCAAUACUCCCAUCAAUAAUCCUACUAAUGAUAAUGAAUCAGUCGUCAAGCGUUCAAUAAUCCAUGAGGAAACGCUUUCACAAGAAUCAUUUGAAAAAACUGCCUCGAAACCAAAAUACAAUCCUUUUGUUGACAAGAACAAUUCUGCGAUCGUUAAUAAGCCGGAAAUACAUGAAACUGCACUUUCCAAACUUCCAGUGAAUGAGCCGGAAAUACCACAAGAAAUUAAUAACAAUAUUUCGGUUCCCAAACCAAAUCCUCAAGAAGUUAGCAAACAAAAGACUGAGAACGUGAAAACCAAACGUAGAAGAAGCUUAUUAAACUUCUGGAGGAAACCUAAAUCCACCACCGAAAAGACAAUCACGUCUUCUCAUAGUUUUAAUUUAGGGGGUAAUAGUUCGGAGCAUACAUUAUCAUCAGGUGGAGAUGUAGAUAAAUCGACUGCUAAAAGAUCUAUGAGUAGUACAAGUAUUUUUGGAAACUUUAGAAAGAAUAAACACAAUUCUAUUAACACACGUACAAAACCAGAUCAUCCUAUGGAUCCUCAACCGCUACCUAAGAAUACUAACAAAUUACAUGAUCCCAAUAAUAGUUCUCAAAAGCGAAAACCUACUCCUUUAGAUUUCGAAAAAGCUCUUCCUGAGAUAAAACUAGAAGAAAAGUUUCCAAUAGAUGUUUUCCCCAAGUCACUAGAUGCGUCUGAGGUUGAAUCUAUAGUAUCAUUAGAACGUUCUAGGUCAAUAAAAUCGAAUCAACGAAAUUCGAUAUCAUCUUUACGCACUAGAUCCCUUAGCGAUCAUAUAUCAUUAAAUGCUAAAAUGGAGGGCAUGUUCAUAACAGAUGCCUCAAAAACUCCUCUUGCGACUCCAGAUUUAACCAAAUCUCCAGUUAAUAGCAUCCUACGCAAUGGAAGAUUCGAAAGUCCUUAUGAAGAGAUGCGAAGUAGAAGUUCUAACUCUCUUGAGGAAGAUAGUGCAAAUGUGAAAGUCACUUCCUUUUCUGAAGAGAAAAGAGAUUUUUCUUUCGGUUCAAUAGAGCAGAAGUUAAAUGAGCUAACAAUGGAGUUUGACGAAGAAGAAGUUAAUGACAAAACCUCGAUUGCUAAUGCAACAUUCAACUCUAAUACAGUGGUAAGUGAUCAUGAUGACAAUGAACUUAUUUCUGAUAUUAUGGAGUUCGCUAGCAUCAUCGAUUUUGGUCAAGACAUUGAAUUGAAUUUUGAGCUCAAUGCUUCAGAAAACUCAAAAUACGAAACUUUAAAUCCAGUUGGGAAAAUUUCCAGCAAUAGUUUGCUGAAACCCGGCUUAAAUUCCGAUGCUGCAGAUUCUUUCUUUAAUGAAGUCAAUAGUUUUUCAGACAAGUCCGAUGUGUCCCAAAGUAAGACAACUGAAUUUAUUAAAGACCGUGAACCAAAAGCAGUUUCAAGUAUUUCUGAAGUCCAAAAUAUAAAUCCACAAGAGGCAAUUACAAAGGCUGAUUCUGUUCGAUUCAAACACACUUCUAAUCUCGAUAGCAAUGACGAAGAAGAUUUCGAAAAUGAAGACUUUAACAACAUUCGUACUAAUAAAGAAUCUCCAAAAAUCAGCGCUUUUAUGCCUGAAGUAACUAAUUCGAUGAGCAGGCCUAUAUCGAUGUCAUUCAGAGGACUUAAAGCUCCACAGUUCAACAGUAACAUGGAUAUUUCAGCUUUAAGUGGAUUCCAAGAUCCUCAAGAUGAAUUUUCCAACUUUUCGGACGAAAGAUCAAAAUUUCCUUCUAAGCUUGUUACAUUUUCCUCUCAGAUUGUCUUAUAUGAGACAUAUGGUGAACUUGAGUACGAUAGACAUCCAGAUUUGGCCACCUGUAAUCAGCUGACUCCUCAGCUAGCCCAAAUGAUUAAAGAGGAACUCAACGAAUUAAAAGCUGAAAUGGAAAUCCACGAAGACUCGAAGUGUUAUACACAUUUCUUUUAA